Purpureocillium lilacinum is the source of this 1404-nucleotide messenger RNA. RefSeq lists its product as uncharacterized. NCBI's taxonomy places the organism in Eukaryota, Fungi, Ascomycota, Sordariomycetes, Hypocreales, Ophiocordycipitaceae. The record is from RefSeq and is a predicted model, not a curated record.
AUGGCUACCGUGCCGGACUCGGGGAAAGCCAGCAGUACGGCAAUCGCGGCGCCCCCGACGCGGGUGAUUCCGACCAAGGCUGUCACACCGUUGUACGCAUUCGCGGACGCAGCCGAGUUCGUUUUCCGGCUUGAGCAAGGCACUCUCAUCGAGAUGCACAAUGAAGAACAAGCUCUCAAGCGACUCAAUGAGAAGAGGGAUCCUUUCAAAAGUUGGAUUGUGGCCCCGAUACCCGGCUCAACAAACUCUUUCACGAAGACCUGGCUCUGCCUCGUCGAGUUACCGCCCAUGAGUGCCGACUUGGCGUUUCCUGCCAUAGCCGACCGAUUCUCCGUAAGCUUGGAGAGCACUGUUCAGCUACCUGAGGGAAACUUUAGCUUGGUGCACCUGCCCGCCACCAGGAUCACGAAUCCGUAUAGCAACCCCGAAAACUCUACCGACUCCAAGAUCAACGCCUUGGCCGCCUUCAGCGUUCAAGUGCCUCGAUCGUGGCAGAACAGCGACGGCGUCAACAUUGAAUUGGACCUCAUGGCCAACUUCCAGGCCGCGGCAUCCAUCAGCGACGUGUCAGGAAUAAUGUCCUCGGACAAACAUGUCCAAAUCAUGACCAUCCAAUGGGACACCUGCCCAUUGACGUUCGAGGCUGAGCUUGCGGCGCUCAAACAUCUCACGAAGGAGCAUCGCCUGGACGAGCUCAAGCCAAGCGACUCGUCUCUGCGAGCCUUUGAGAUGAUAAGAAACUUUGGCAACAGCGAUUGGCCACACUGGGUCGACCUGUUCCGCAAGUAUCCUCACUUGAAGAGCCCGUCCUACAUCGUCCACGGCACGCCGAAGCUCCUCAUCGAAAAGUUUGAGUCUUUUAACGCCGAUCACAAGAAGGCUUUCCACGGCUUGGCAGAGAUCAAGAAUGGCCUAUACUUUCUCACCGGCUGCCCGGGAGCGGGCAAGACGGAGUGGAACAUGGUCAUCUCGGCGCUGGUGCAGUCAAAGCGACGUCCUGGGUCCAGGCGUGAUUACAGUCCGAUUCUCUUUCUGGUGGACAUCAACAAGACCGUGGAUGAUGCCGCCAACCGCUACCAGUCCCUCUGCAAUGCUGCAGGUCUGCCUCUCCUGGUCAUUCGGAUGCAUGGCUUCCCGUACGAAAUGCGGAACAGCGCCAAACUCAACCAGGAGCACACGAAAUCAGGCGACAAAAGCACCGCAGACCUUGACUUCACCAAGAAGUUUCUGACUAUUGCCGGCCUUUCGCAACGUGCCUCAUCGCCCAAGGACUCCGGAAUAGCGCCAACCCUUGAUGAAGCAGCAUGGCAGUUCUUCGAACGCAACAAGGACUCUCGCUUCAAGUCCCUGAACAAAAUUCUUGUCACCAUGGAGAGCGGUGUGGCACUGGACACCAAAGACUAG